AUGGUACAAAUAGAUUUGUUAAGUGGUGGUGCCAAGGGAAGCAAGAUUGUGGUAACAACUUGUAGCACCAAGGUUACCUUGGUUAUGGAUAUAGAUUCACCGUAUGUGCUGCAAGGUCUACGAAAGGAAAAGUGUUGGACAUUGUUCAAGAAAAUAGCAUUUAGAAAAGGAAGGGAGGAGGAGAACCCGAUGUUGGUGCCAAUUGGAAGAAGAAUUGCAAACAAGUGCCAAGGCGUUCCUCUUGCAAUAAGGACUCUCGGAAGCUUGAUGAGAUACACAACUAGCGAAAGCGAGUGGCUGGCAAUUCAAAAUAAAGAAAAUUGGGAGUUUCCAAAGGAGGAGAACGACAUUUUAGCAAUACUGAAGCUAAGCUAUGACCACAUGCCAGUUUAUUUGAAACAAUGCUUCUCUUACUGUGCCUUGUUCCCCAAGGGAUAUGAAAUCGAUAAAAAGUUGUUGAUCCAGCUGUGGAUAGCUCAAGGUUACAUUCACCCACCAAGUAAAGACAGCAACUUAGAAGAUACCGGUGAUACAUAUUUCAAAGAAUUGUUAUGGAGGUCAUUGUUUCAAGAGGUUAAGAAAGACGUUGAUGGAAAAGUAAUUAGUUGCAAUAUGCAUGACCUUAUACAGGAUCUUGCACGAGCAGUUGCAGGAUCCGAAUGCUCAAUUUGCAAUGUUGAUUCAGGAAACGUAUCUGAAAGAGUUCAUCAUGUUUCAUUUAGCCAAUAUCUGCCUUCCUCAUGCGAAGUUCCGACCACGUUGCUCAAAGCAAGGAAGAAUCUGCAGACACUUAAACUCAACCGGUGCUACAGGCUUAAGCACCUCCCUAGAAAUCUCGGGAAGAUGAUCAGCCUCAGACAUCUGGAGAUCAAUGGUUACUGCAACUUGACCCACAUGCCGCCUGGGCUGGGAAAAUUGAUCUCUCUUCAGACAUUACCAAUAUUCGUCUUGUGCAAGAAGUCUCUUUCUUCUAGUGGACUAGACGAGUUGAGUGGCCUGAACUGUCUCAGAGGGAUGCUUCAUAUUGUUCAUUUAGAACAUGUCAAAAACGUUACAAGAGGGUCGAACAGAUCAAUCUUGAGCCAAAAGCAAUGUCUUCAGUCGUUAAAGUUAUCCUGGUGCAGAGAGGAGGACAACGGUAGUAAUGGAGAUAACAUAUUGUUGGAAGGCCUCCGACCCCAUCAGAAUUUGAAGGCACUGCACAUAGCUGGGUAUUGCAGCGUUCAAUUCCCUAACUGGUUGAUGACCAACACCGCAUUGUCUUUGCCAAGUCUAGUUGAAAUCACUAUUGAGGGUUGGAACAGAUGCCAACAUCUUCAGCCAUUCGACCAACUGCCUUCUCUGAAAUUUCUCAAAAUAUGCUCUUUAAGUUGUGUCAAGUACAUCAACAAUGGCGCCAACUGUUCUUCCACUACUCGUUUGGUUGAUGGGAAAAGAGAAGCAUUGUUUUUUCCCUCCUUGAAAGAGCUUGUACUUUAUGACUUGCCACUCUUGAAGGAAUGGCAAGCACUGAUAGUAAAAACCGACACCAUGGGAACAGGAAGUACGCCGAAACGUCGCUAUCAUUUCCUUCCCUCACCAAAUUAA
Molecule: messenger RNA, 1587 nt
Organism: Malus domestica (apple)
Lineage: Eukaryota; Viridiplantae; Streptophyta; Magnoliopsida; Rosales; Rosaceae
Source: RefSeq, a predicted model, not a curated record